AUGAAGCUGGACGAGCUUCGGAACCUCAUGAUAGGCUACCGCAUUUCGCCCCAGGGACCUCUUCUGAACGCUCCGUUGGACGAUGAGGACCGAGCAGAACUCAGCGCAGCAUUCUUGAGAAGUGCAGAGACUGGUAACAGGCCUUGGGCCUCAAUUGCCAUCGAUGACUGGCUGCAAGCAGGCAAAUGGUGGUUGUUAAAGGUUCGGUCACAAAUGAAUCGUCUAGCUGAAGGGACUGAGAUUAAAGUUCAUGCCUAUGUCAACCUACUUAAGGCAUGCUGGAUACUGGCGGAUAUUGUCUCAAUACACCCACAACGUGUUCAUUUAGGUGCUUCCAACGACAGAAGAAACGAAGACAUCCGGAAUCUCAGUCAGGUAGAGUAG
Messenger RNA from Fusarium musae, 384 nucleotides. RefSeq lists its product as uncharacterized. The record is from RefSeq and is a predicted model, not a curated record. The transcript is spliced from 2 exons. The coding region runs from base 1 to 384 and encodes 127 amino acids. NCBI's taxonomy places the organism in Eukaryota, Fungi, Ascomycota, Sordariomycetes, Hypocreales, Nectriaceae.